UAGCCUUUUGUGCGGAAUGCUAAUUAUGCUAACAUUUUGAGUUCUAAUCAUCUGUUGUAGUUCAUGUAUCUAAAUGUCCGGGUAUAUUUAUAAUUUUAAUUUACUUGACUGAUCCAUCACCUGUUGUUAGCCGACAAAUGAUCAAACACCAGGAGUUCCACUUCUGUGUUUUUGAGACUGUGACAAGAGCAGCAGUCGUAAUUGGUUUUUAAUUCGCUGCCCUUUCCUUUUGUAUUGUAAUCACUCAAAUGCACUCGUUCCGAAUAGCAUCACAGUCAUGACCUUUGACCCCAUUCAUCUCAACGCCCGUCCUCUGUCUCUCGCUCUCAUGUUCUCCAGUGAACGCUUCUUUGUCAGGCUGAAUAAAAGCGGCUUGCCCAAGUCGCCGGAGAAGACAGAGAGGCAGUGCACACUGUUCGUGGAUUUGGGAAGCAGCGAUUUACGCAAGGACGUCUACAUCGUGGUGCACAUCAUCAGAAUAGGGAGGAUGGGAGCCGGAGAGAAGAAGAACCUGUGCAGCGUGCAGUACCGACGGCCGUUCGGCUGCGCUGUCGUCAGCAUCGCUGAUCUCCUCACUGCUGACUCCAAGGAUGACCACCUGCUCAAGGUCUAUGCGUAAGUCGCAGCAAACAGCCAGGCGUUUUUCUCUGCCUAAAAUAAAAGCAUGAAGUAGUCAUUUAUAACGUGCUGCUGAUGUCACACUUUGUGGUACAGUGUGUUAAAAUUUACAUU
This is a messenger RNA of Cynoglossus semilaevis (tongue sole), 732 nucleotides long. Its product is annotated as dedicator of cytokinesis protein 4-like. The transcript has 3 exons. Bases 278 to 619 code for a protein of 113 amino acids. Gene Ontology annotation, biological process: small GTPase-mediated signal transduction; cell chemotaxis. Lineage: Eukaryota; Metazoa; Chordata; Actinopteri; Pleuronectiformes; Cynoglossidae. The record is from RefSeq and is a predicted model, not a curated record. Gene Ontology annotation, molecular function: small GTPase binding; guanyl-nucleotide exchange factor activity. Gene Ontology annotation, cellular component: plasma membrane; cytoplasm.